AUGUCAUGGUAUUCUAAAAUUUAUAUAUUUGAACGAAAAUAUCGCAAAAAGCAUCCCGUAACGGGAUUUCUUCUAAAAAUGGCGAUGAAUGCACCCCUUAUUAUGAACUUUAUUAUAAUGGCUUAUUCAUAUUAUGUGUACAUUUGGCUUAUUUGCCUUACUUGUUUAACAAGUUCCAUUCAAAUUACGAUAUACCUUAUUAUCUUUCAUGCAAUCCUAUUUAUGAUGUUUUGGUCUUUAAUACGAUCUCUUAUCACUUCAACUGCGAGAGUUCCAAACGAUUACUUCGUAAUGAUUUUUCAUUUCGAAAGGCUUUUUACUCAUCGAAACAUGAAAUCCAAUCCAAUCCAAUUUCAAAUUGAAUUUCAUGUCGAUGAAGAAGUCGAUAGAAAAUUGAAGGAAAUAACGCCAAUGAAGGACGGCAAAUAUCAACCGGACGAAUCAUCGGUCGAUCAGAUACGAGAACAGAAAAAAAUCCUCGAAGAUUUUGCGAAAUCGAGGAAAUUGAUGCUCUUCGAAGUCGACAAAUAUAAUCGCCUAAGAUAUUGCUAUAUAUGUCGCUUAAUUAAACCAGAUCGUAGCCAUCACUGUUCAUCCUGUGGUUUCUGUGUUCUAAAAUUUGAUCAUCAUUGUCCUUGGAUAAAUAAAUGCAUCUCUAAUAGCAAUUAUAAAUAUUUUCUUCUUUAUCUGUUUUAUGGAUGUUGUUUAAUUAUUUGGAUAUUCCUGUCAAGUAGUGAAUGCUUGAUUCGAUAUUUUAUCAGUGAAAUUGCAAUAAGUUUAUUGGAAAUCACUAUGAUCAUUCUUCUGAUGUUGAUUUGUAUUGUAUUUGGAUUUUAUCCAUUUGGAGAGUUAAUGAUAUAUCAUAUAAGCGGUAAUGCAAAUGCCGAUUACAAUAUUGGUAUAUAUGAAAAUUUUUAUGCAGCACUUGGUUGGGGGUUUUGGGGAAUACCAAUAAAUACUUCAGUAUCUAAUGGUUUAAAAUUUCCUCUUCGUUAUAGAUAA
Molecule: messenger RNA, 1002 nt
Organism: Dracunculus medinensis (Guinea worm)
Lineage: Eukaryota; Metazoa; Nematoda; Chromadorea; Rhabditida; Dracunculidae
Source: the annotation of a GenBank genome assembly